This is a messenger RNA of Epinephelus moara (kelp grouper), 5321 nucleotides long. RefSeq names its product calcium homeostasis modulator protein 5-like. The record is from RefSeq and is a predicted model, not a curated record. Gene Ontology annotation, molecular function: monoatomic cation channel activity. The coding region runs from base 1584 to 2516 and encodes 310 amino acids. The transcript is spliced from 2 exons. Lineage: Eukaryota; Metazoa; Chordata; Actinopteri; Perciformes; Serranidae.
AUGAAUGCUUUUGUUCAGUUUGGUUUUCUGCAUGGAGAUUUUGUCAGUCCAGAUAAAAAUGGUUGAUUUCAUCCUUGUUGAAUGCAUGCCACUGAUGUGCUGGAGGGAGACUUUUUAUUAUGUUUGGUAUGUGUGUGUGCAUGAAGAGAAACAAAUCAUGAUGUCAUAUUUCUCAUAUCAUAACUGCUUCAGAGUGAAUGGAAACAGAAGCUUUCAGUUACUUUGGUGUUUUUUUUUGUUUGUUUUUUGCGAGCAUGAAAUCGUUUCAGAUUGCAUUCACAUCACAUCACUGGUAACGGAAUACUACACCCACAAAAUUACCAUUUAUAAUUUGUCAAUUAGUCAUGCUGUGUUACCUUGAAUUUGUGAGAAAAAAAAAACGUUGCUUUUCUCGCAUUCCUCCAAGGAAAAUAGUAAGCAUAUUGAUUUCCUUAUUGACUGAUUGGGGACCAAUUUUAAUAACAGUAAAACUGUAUCCAAAUAACCAUUUACAUACUGUCACACAACUCAGUGUAUUUUUAUAGAAAAGUUUGUAUGAUAUCAUUCGAAACAUUUUUUUGUGACCCUGCCUCCUUACAAGAGCUUGGGACUGCUACUUUGUUUUCUGCCAUCAGCGCAUUGGUCACGGGAUCAAGCCUUUAUAAAUACGUGGGAUAUGUACAAAUUUGGGUGCAUUAGUUUUUAUAGAAAAACAGACAAAAAUAUUGGGAGAACAGAUUGCAUAAUUUGCACAACUUGUGAUGUAAAAUCCAAGUCUCCUUCACAAACACAUGCAUUUUUUUUUUGCCAAAACAUUACUAUAUAAAACUAACUGAAAGCAAAACUCCUCUAUGAUUUCUUCGAAGUCAGACUCCAAUACUACAUUUUUGUGAAGUACUGAGCAUAUUGUAGAUGAUAUGAUAGAUGAGACUUGGAUUAUACUGCACGAGUUGUGUGAGAGUUUGUAAAUGGUUGUUUUGAUAUAGUUUUGCUGUCGUUAAAUGUGGACCCUAAUCAAUCAAGAAAUAAAUGUGUUUGCCAUCGUCCGUAGAGGCAUACGAGAAAAACAAAGUUUUCCUCAUGAAUUCAAGGUAACACAGCAUGACUAACUGAUUUAGAAAUGGUCAUUUUGUGGGUGAAGUGUUCUUUAAACAGGAUACAGACUAUAGUCAUAAAAACUAGAUCAGCAGGUUUUUUGCUAAUUGCCUCAACACACUACGAGCUGGAGAGGGAAGCACAAAAGAGGGAUGUGAAUGUGAACAGAGAAAGGGAAGUGGAGUGAAGCUUUAACUUUUUACAGCUGGAGCUGGCCCCUUUCUUGUAGCAGUAGUGAAGCCCUUGGGGAAGAACUAGAUGUGGUGAGUGACAAGGCUAUGGGUGGGAGGGAGCAUCAGACUGACUGAAGGAGGAGCCUGAAGAGAAGAGAGCCAGCCAAAGGGAGGGGCACAGAUAGGCUUGGCAGAUGUGUUUUGAGAGAACACAAGACAGGAAAUGCCUGCCGGCUGCACAGACAACUCACAGAUCAACUUUUUCACUUUUCAUUCUCUUUCUUUCACUUUGGUUAAUUUCUCGUGGAGUGUGUCAGAAACCUCCCUGCUGAUGUCAUGGAUAACUUCCAGACUGUCCUGCGUUUCUUUAUGAACCAGAAAGCCACCAUUGGCUACAGUUUCAUGGCUCUCCUGACUAUAGGUGGGGAGCGAGUCUUCUCCAUGGUUUCCUUUCAGUGCCCGUGCAACCAUGACCAGAACUUUGCCUAUGGGCUGACUUUCCUGCUGGGCCCGGCUGCAGUGCUGCUGGUUUUGGGUCUCUUCUUCAGCACCAGGUUGUGGAGGCUCUAUACCGGCUGCUGCCUUGAUUGCAUGAAGCUGUGCCCCCGUGGGAACUGCUUUGGCUGCCUCAGGGUGUUCCUUAGCAUCUUCACUGGAGCUUGUGUGGCUCCUAUAAUGUGGCUCUCUGUGGCCCUGCUCAAUGGAACCUUUUAUGAGUGUGCUGUCAGUGGUCUUGAUGAUAACCUGGUCGUGGAUCUGUUCUGUAAAAACAAAACUUUGAAAUGUAGGGAGGAGCUUGCCCGAGUGCCCUGUGACCGGUCCAAUCUGUCCAGUGAUGAGCGCAUGGAGCUGCUGCUAAUGUUGAGGGCUCAGUCACAGAUCGUGGGCUGGUGUAUUAUUAUCAUCACUGCCAUUGGAGCCCUCCUAGGUACCUGCUUCACAAACUGUCGCUCCAAAGUCAGCUACCUGCAGCUGACAUUUUGGAAACGCUACGUGGAUAAAGAGAAGGAGCGUUUUGAUACUUUUGCUGUGGAAUACGCCACCAAACUGGCCGAGAGAAACCUGCAGAGUUUCUUUGAGAACAAAGACCCUGAUCCAUUCCCUUUCCCCAACCACAAGGCAUGGGAGGAGAUCUCUGCAUACUACACCUUUUCCAGGAGUGAGGAGUAUUACAGCACCCUGCAGCGCUACGUGGAGAAGGCAAACAGGGACUUCACACCAGAGAAGAGACCUGUAUUGAGCUUUGAGCAUGGAAUAGAAAUGCAUUAAGAAAGACCAGGGAUCGCUUGCACAAAACAACUUAAUUUUUCUCCUGAAGUGUGACACUUAAGGCUUAAUUUCUCCUUAGCUGAGGGACUUACACAGUUGCAUCGAAUUCCUUGAAAUGUUUUCUCAGUUAAGGAAACGUUAACUCAUUUACUGCAUUGAACGAGAUUUUACAGCAGUAAAAGUCUCCAUGGAGAUUGUUUGUUUGCUUGGAUGCCUGUUUCACUCAUGAUGCAUGUUAUUGUCUCACAAAGUUGGCUUAUAGUAAGAUAGUGAAAAAAUGGCAGAAGAAAAGAAGAGAAGAAAACCAUACUGGUCAGAGGAGGAACAGAUUGUAGUUCCGGAGAAAUACAAACCUAGAAAACACAUACUACAAAGUAAAUUUGAUCCCCAAAUACCAGAAAACAGAAAACAAUUGUAGGAUGAAAUUGCAGUGACAAUUAACUCUAUAGUUUAAAAUCAAUAUGGUUCAUCACCAUAAACUUAGUAAGUAGCAGUUAAGAUAGAGUCAGAGGUACCUUAAGUUUUUUGUUUCUUUGGGGUUUUUUUUUUCCAGGGGUCAAGGGAUUCCUUAAGUAUAAGACCAAGACAAGGGGAAACCAUAAACACUUGAGUGAACAUUUUAAGGAAACCUUAAUGAGAAGACUUAAGGGUGUUUUGUGCAACCAAUUUAAUUUCAGGAAACCUUAACUAGGAAAGGAAUAUCUUGACUUAAGGUGUUUUGUACAACUGCCUCCAUACUGUGGUGAGACUAUUAGAUACUCAUCACUCUUGGUAUGUAACUCUUAGUCUAUAGUAUAUGCAAGCAUGACUUGGGAGAAGCUGUCCUAGGCUGCCUCUUCACUGACAAAGCUGCCCUUUCACUUUGUUUUACUCCGAAGAAUGUGACUAUUUGCAAGCUGCAAUGGUACAACCUGUAAGCACGUGAAAUAAUUCAGGGCAUAACCACUACUUUUUUUACACACUACUUCUCACUGCCUCUGUAACACUGUAUGCAUUUAAGCCCCCCUAGUACUAACAAAUUUUGACUCACUUUGGAUUUGCAAAGUAACUUGUUGGUUCAUGUUGUGUUUGUAAACAGGCUUAAAGUGAAAGUCAACCCCAGAUUCACUCUCAUUUUGGAAUGACCUUUGUCCACUUGCCAUUUUGCCUCACUAUAUUUGCUUUUUUUCCAGCGUUGUGUCCAUGAUUUUCAUAGCUUUCUUGUGGAUGCAUGCUCCUUACAGUCUCGUAUCUGGUCACUACCUUUUUAUAAAGCCUACACCAUCCCUGCUUUUGUGCCCAGGAACAGGGGUGCAGCACCAGAUUCCUCUCUUGAUUCAUGUCUCUCUCAUGCACCUUUUGAAUUUAUAUAUAUAUAUAUAUAUAUAUAUAUAUACAUAUAUAUUUUUUUUUUUUUUUUUUUUUUGACAAAAUCAGGUUUCUUUCUUAAUUUAUUUUAUUUUAUUUUAUUUUUUGGAACUCCGAUUUCCCUUUCUUGGGAAAAGACAUGACAGUGUAUUUUAGUGCCCCAGCAGCAUAAACUCGUUUGGCUCUAGCUGGGUUCCAGUUGUAGUACAUGGGCUAAAGACUAAACAGUUUUGUGCCUUUAGGGGUGAGAGGGGCCUCAGAGAGACCCAAAACUCAGUUUUAACCAAUUCAUUCGGCCAGUUUGAAUUUAGUUAUGUGAUAGUCACCAGUGAUAAGGAAAUACAGCAAGUGCUGGACGGAGCAGUGAGUGACAACAACCCCACCCACAUUUAAGAGUACUGUUUGCGGUGGAAACACUAAACUAACCGAGGGUCUAGGUACCAUGUCUGAAUAGUUACCUUCGAUUCCAAAGGUACUAAACUGAAAAUGUCCACACACUGAGAGUGUAUUGAUUGAGAGGGAUCCUGUAUAGUUUAACUUUAACUACUUUACAGUCAUUUCAUGCAGUCAGGCCCGUAGCUAUGACUGAAUACACUAAGGUCAUAAUCCUUGCUAUUAUUUCUGAGAAUUUGGGGGUUCUAGCAGCCAUUAGGACAGUGGUGGUUCUACCCCAUUACAACAGACUGUUGUUUUAUAGGGGACAGAUAAAUCAACUCUGACACUAAAGGCCACUGUACACCAAGUUUGUAUUUUUCAUCCAAAAUUGUUGCACAGUUAAAAAAUAAGUACAAUUUCACAUUGUGUCAGCCACACUGACUCUGAAACAUGUUUUUGGUACAGUUUAGAUUUUCUGUGAUUUUUUGCAUUCGCCAAAAGUCUAGAGAGUUGUUUGACCAAGAAGCAGUGAGGAAAAUGUGGCAGUGGUACACAACAAGACAGAGGAACGGGGCGUAUGGUAUCAUUCAGAGAUGGGGACUCGAGUCACUGUGACUUGGACUCGAGUCGACUCGAGUCGCUGUUUUGAAGACUUGUGACUUGACAAAAAAUAAAAGACUUGAGACUUGACUCGGACUUGGAAGUUAAAGACUCGGGACUUGACUUGACUUGAGACACGAUGACUUGAAUGACUGGCGUGUUAUUCACAUCAUGUUUUCGGUUUGAAUAUAAAAUUAAUAAAUUAAUUUAAAAUAAUUUAAAAAAAAUUAAAAAUAAUUUGAUUACCUGGUAGGAGCGCAGGCUGAGAAUGGUGUUGUCAUGAUUGGAUUACUACCCUGUCAAUCAGUCAUGCCCUCUCUACGUACCUUACGUGUUUAUUGGAGAAACACGCCCUCUUAUAUCAGAUAGGCAUCAACAUGUCAGCGGGAGGGGUACCGAGAGUCAACGUCUUCGGCUUUCAGAAUUACCAUUAUUACGGCAAAAGACAAACAGCACAGUGCAAGACAUGCGGCAUAAACAUCU